This is a messenger RNA of Pelagomonas calceolata, 6704 nucleotides long. The record is from the annotation of a GenBank genome assembly. Lineage: Eukaryota; Pelagophyceae; Pelagomonadales; Pelagomonadaceae.
GGCCGAGUCUCGAGCGCAAACGCGGGUUGCAGCGCUUGUUCCGCGCUCUGCAGCUCAGCUGGCACUCGCUGUGCACACAUAUUCGCACGACAAAAGUAAUUACAGAAAUUGGCGCGCGCCCCGCAAGUCUAGAGCCUGCAGCAGAAUAAAACAAAAAAGAGCAUGCCGCAGGACGCGCAGGACGCCGCGCUGCGCCACCUCUUAAUCAGGGCCGCCUCAAACAAAGCAAGCGGUCCGGAGCGCCUGGAAGCACUGAAAGCCGCCGCGGCGUACCUCGCGCGAGAAGAACGUAUCAAAUUUGACGUCGACGGCGCCCAAUGCACGUACGACGCGCCGCGGAGAUAUCUGGAAGUGCCGGAGGACGGCCACGUGGCCCUCACGGAUGGGAGGGGCGGCGCCGCGCGCUGGCCCUUUGCGGAUGAAUUAUACGUUGGACUGUGGUGCCGGCCCGCUCGUAUAAGACAAGCGAUUUUAUUAAGAUUGGAAGGCGUCUAUGGCGGUGGUCUAACGAUCGCCAUCAUGAACGACGGGUGCCUACGGGCGGACAUUUCCGAAGGCGGCGAGAAGAGGAACGUGUUGACGCUCAAAGGGGGGAUGUUAACUCCAGACACGUGGAGCCACGUCGCGUUCCGCAUCGCCGACGACGCCAAAGAAAUGAAACGACGCAAUCCCGUCGAGGUUCCGAAAAGAAGGCCAUCCCUGCUGGAACGAAGGCCGUCGCAGAAGUCGGGGCGCUUGGGUGUCUUGGCCGGCGGCGCUUCCCUCGAAGUGAAUGGUGUUGUGGAAGACCGGGACAACGUCGCGCGGGCGCCUUCAUUAAGUUCUCCGGAACUAAGGCACGCGGACGUUGCCGGAGACGGCUACGAGGGUUCGAUAGCUGGUUUGGUGAUGCUCCAGCGCGCGCCGGGGCGGUCUUCGUCAUGUGCUCUCGCGUGGCGCUUCACGGGAGAUAAUUCGUACGACGGCGCGUCGACGCUGGCGCAGGACGCGGCUUCGGGCGUCGCGCGACGGACCGCGCAACACCUGAGUCCCGAGCCGCACACAAAAAAAGGCUUCCUGUCGCCCAUGAAGCGGCCGUCGCUCGACGACGACGCCCUCGAAGCCUCGAUUUUCGACGCCGAAGGGUCUUCUGGAGACGCGCGCGCGUCGCUCUGCAGCCUCGGCGGUGCCAUCGAAAAUUGUUCGUCGGAGGCGGCGUACGCCGUCCGGACAAAAUCUCGUAAAAUAGCGAACGCGGCGGCCGCGGCGGCGCUUAGAAGGGGCAACGACCCCGUCGGCGCCCUAGUCUGCUGUCUCGACGGCGACCGCGGCUCGACGGCCUCGCUCAAAUGUGCACCGCGGAAGUGCGCGGUUCAUGCGUCGUCGAGGCCGCGCGACGCGCUGCGUUCCUUGGGAGGCGCCUCUUCACUGAUACCCGCGCUCGCGCAAUUAGCUGAUACUGCCGUGAUAACCGAGGAGCAGGACUCCACUGAGUCACUGAGGACGCGUUUGUUACUAGUGGACGGUAUCAUCAGAUGUGGUACUGGAGACGACUUUUUGAGAUGUGGUGGUGUUGAAAUACUAGAGCGGUGCUUAGACGCGCGCGCGUCGAGGGACGAAGACGUCGGGGAGUGCUUGGUGAAGGUGCUGGACGGCCUCCUCGCUUCUACGGAGGGGAGUUCCAGUAAAGGCGACGCGUUGCUGGAUCGGUUCGUGGACCGAAUCGCGUGCCAGGCGCAGCUCUGGAGUCCUGAAACGACCUCUUCUGUUGUACGGUGGUGCCGUUCCUCAGUGAGAGCUUUGCAAUCCGUGAGGGACGGCGUCGGCCUCGACGCCUACGCGCAGCGUUUGGCUCACGCGCUCUCAUCAAGACACGCCGCUUCUUCAUAUACAUAUCGGAGCCCGCACCUCUCUUUAUCGGUACCGCCGUCCACCGAAUAUGAAGCUAUAGACGCCAGGGACGCUUCCGUGUUGGAAGCGGUCACCGCCUUAGCCGCCCUCCCAAUGAACGCGCGCGCUUCGAUCGACGGCGAAUUACAUUUAGAUACAACAGAAACGGGCCGCGCCGUCCUCCAGGCUUCAUUAGCGAUGACCGAUGACCAAUGCGCGACGGCAGCACUGAAAGGCUUGCAGGCCUUCGAGCCCGAAGCUUUACGAUCAUUAUGCGAGCGCGGCACCGUGGCCCAACUUGUGGAGAGGGGCUUCUCCUCGCAAAACGACCCGCUGGCCGUCGAGUGUCUUUUGUUAAGUGUGCUGUUCGUGGGGCCCGACGGUACGGCUUCCAGUGUAGAGGCCUUCUGGCGCCGCCACGAGACGAACGUAGGGCCGCUUGCUUUAAGAGCUCUACUCAAGCUCUCCGGGAGUGCUGUUCUACGAGCUUGUAGUGUAGCCUACGCUCGGUUAGGUGCUUGUGAGAGAUUAGACGUCCUGAGCUACUGCGCUUCGCUCGAGAAAACGGACGCGGACGCCGCGGACGCCGCCUGUAGUGCAAUUUUGAUAGGCGACGACGCCGAGCCCGACCCGACGCCGUCGGCGGACUGCACCCUUUUAUCAUUAUGCGCGAAGCGGCCGCCGUCGCAGCGCGACCGGGCCUGUUCAGUAUUGUGUCGGUACGGCACCGCCGAAGCGAUUAAAAGUGUCGCGGCCUACUCGUUGCACAGGAACGAUCCCCGUUUAGUAUCGCGCAUCAUACAUACAGCCCACGAGCACGGCUUGCAUAGCUUUAUUGGAGCGGCGCCGUACGUAGCGAGCGUCGCGCAGCGCGGAUUAGUGGAUGUAUCAAUAAAUGAUUCGCCAAAAACCGCCACGCAGCUGCGAAGGUCGCUCGACGACCUCGCUGCGAAACUGGAGACGCGGCCGAAGCGCUACGAGCGGAGCGGUGGGUCAGAACCGUUGCCGCCCGUCGGUCUGAAGGCCCAUCCCGCACUCGCGGUAUAUACGUCUUUACAAGUGGCCGAGUGUUUGGAUGUCUUGUUGGAAGGUUCUGGUGAUGUCCUGACUGAUAAUGUAGAGGACGCCGCGUCCCGAGCUUUAGAAAGGGUCGCGGCCCUGGAUGCGGCAUUAGCUUUAGAUGGGUGUUUGCUCUCGCGCCUCGCGACGAAAGAUCUGGUGAGAGUGGCGGACCGCUGCAAGCGCAAUCUAGAACGACACAGGCAGGCCUGUUCGGACGCGGACGUGAAGGUCGCCGAGCGAGUCGCGCAGAGAAGGGGCGGCGCCUUCCCGCCGUCCGACGACGCGGGCCGCGCUUCUUUAUUAGUAUUGAGGGACGCGCACCAUGCCCUGCGCCUGCUGAAGGAGGAAUCCAAGGAUGAGCAAAGGGACAAAGCCCUGGUGCAGAUCCACUCACUACUAGUGAAGGCGUGUACCCAACUUACGGGAAGGAAGCGGCCCGUUUUACCUAGGCAUGCCCAAUCAGCAGUGCAAGCGAUGACGACGGGCAAUAGGGUGCGGGCGUCGUCCUUCGGUGAUGAUUGGGACCAGGUCGUCUCCUCGGAAGUCGACGACCUGGAGCGGGCGGCCUGGUUGGCCGCGCCGCUCGAGGUUUAUGUGGCCGGCCCCGAGAACGAGGGGCGGACCGCUGCAUUUAGUUCAGCUGCGGACCGGCGCUACAACGAUUCCCUCAAAGUGCUGGCGGAGCUCGGGACGCCUUCUCGAUCAGAAGAUGUUGUUCAUAGUCCACAGAGACGCGCGUCUGAUGCUGGAAGACAGUUAAGAAGGCGAGACCGGAAGCGCGCGAGACGGUCCUCGGUCAUUGUGGAACGAGCCUGGCGGGCGUGCAUGCAGCAGCAUCGCGAGAGUGGCAUCUGGUGCCUCGCGGAGGAGAAUAGUUCACCACUAAUGAAAGGCUCGCGGUGGAUCCUAGCGAGGCACGCGGAUUCGUAUGGGAGACGCUGCUUCUUUGUGAGGGACCGGGACCCCGUCGACGUCAGCAAGUGGGCGCACCAAGGUGGUAGUACUACGGUCGAACCGCCCGCGCCACCCCUCAUCAAAGGGCGAAGUCGAGUCGCGCGGGAGGAAAGUUCGAGUUCCUCGGAUGAAGAUGCUGUUUUAAUUGAACGGGGCGUGCCCACGCAACAGCCUUCGACGAGGCAGUGGCGGUUUGUGGAGGACGGUGGCGUCGUCUCGGUCGACGACGAACUUUUUAGGGACGAGCACUGCCUCUGGGUUCGCGAGGGCGCGUCAAUCAAAGGUACUCUGACCGUCGACGGCCGCUGUAUCAAGUUUACAUCCACAAAUGAUGUGAAGAUCUGGCGCUUAUGUACCUUAGAACGAGUGGCACCGCGACGAUACUUGCUGAGAAGAGUAGCCUUUGAGUUCUUUCGAUGUGAUUCUACCUCGGUAUUCUUGGCCUUACCGCGAGGAAAAGCUCAUAGACAAUUAGCAAAGCUCUUGAAAGCUUUGCUAAAAAGAAGGAAGCUACCCUUGUUGAAUCGAGGCUAUGCGAACGGCCACGCGGGUCGACGAAUCGAGGGAGAUGAUAAUGGUGGGUUAGGCCACCGGGACCCGGAAAAAGCAUUAAGGCUAUCGCGCUUGACGGAUCUGUGGCGUAGAAGACUAUUAACGAACUUCGCUUAUCUAAGUGCGUUGAAUGAGCUAGGUGGGAGAACGAGACAAGACCUGGCUCAGUGGCCGGUCUUCCCCUGGGUCUUAGCUUUCGAUUCCGAUGCCAUUGACCUCGGCACUGGCCGUGAUUUAGCCAAGCCCAUAGGCGCCCAGACGGAAGAAAGACGCAGUCAAUUCUUAGAGCGCUACGAGACCUUCGAGGAUCCUUCCGGGUAUGUGCCGAAGUUCAUGUACGGUUCGCAUUAUUCCUCGGCUGGUGUUGUCUUGCAUUACUUGGUCCGAGCAUUACCUUAUAGUCAGUUAGCUGUGGAUCUCCAAGGCGGUCGCUUCGACGUGCCGGAUCGAUUGUUUCUUGGUAUCGAGGCGGCCUGGCGUAGUACGACAAAUAGUAUGACCGACGUCAAGGAGGUUAUACCGGAGCUAUACUACGCGCCAGAGGUACUCUGUAACAUGAACUCCCUGCCCCUCGGUACAAGUCAGAAUGGUGUUCGAGUGGAUGAUGUCCUACUCCCAGCUUGGUGUUUGAAUGACCCUCUCCAGUUCAUCAGGGUACACAGAGCGGCUCUGGAAUCGGACCGAGUCUCGGACACGCUACACUUGUGGAUCGACCUGAUUUUUGGCGACGCGCAGCAGGGCCCGAAAGCUGUUGAAAGGGCCAACGUUUUCUACCAUCUGACCUACGAGGGUGCGGUCAAUGUAGAGGAUAUAGAAGAUGACGAGGAGCGCGAAGCGACGGACGCGCAAAUAGCACAUUUCGGCCAGACCCCACCGAGGUUGUUCGGGAGUCCGCACCCGCGUCGGAAGCCUGCGUCCGAAUGUGCUUCACCCUUAUUCCUGGACGUGCCGUUGCAUGGCGAGUGCCCCGCCGUGUCGUGCCGCGCGUACGUGCUCGACGACGUGCAAAACGCGCAAAAGCUCUUCGGCCCCGACGCGCCGCUCGGCGAGAAGGCUACGCAAAAGAACACGUUCGUGAAGGACGUCGCGCGCUUCACGAAACAAUUAUUUACUCAAAAAAAGAAGGUCUCUCGUGAUAUAUCUCCGGCGUUGUGCGUGGCUCUUUGUAGUGGAGGUACCGAAGAACAGCAGUCGGUCGUCUGCGCCUUCCACGCCGAUCGCGGUGUAUCAGUCUGGAGGUGGUCCGAGGUGCCCGAUGGAAGAGGGGCUCCGUUCUCGGCGCGGCCCCAUGGUUCUGGGCGGUUGGACGUCUGUGCACGGGGUGACGGCGACGGGAAUACGGUAACAGCAUUGGCUGAUCGACGCGUGCUUACUGUCGGACAUAGUGAUGGUCGACUUAGAUUACAUGACGGACGAGGGAGAAUCAGAGCGUCGAUCCGAGGCCCGCACGCCGGUGGCUCGGCGGUCGCGUGUUGUGGCCAUGGUCAUAUCGCCGUAUCCGGAGGUAGUGAUGGCGUGGUAGCGGUCUGGGUUUGUGACGACGCGGCGCUCGUCGAUGGAUUGGUACAUGGCGACGGUGUCGACGAUGAAGGUUUUGAGGGCGAUCCUGUAUUAGCUCCUAGUCGUAGCGUCAUACGCGAGGACGAUAGCGAUGAUGUGCUGGUGUGCUCCCACUUGUUACUGGGCCAUGCCUCGGCCAUCACGGCGUUGGCGUACUCGCCCGUGCUGGACUGCUGCGUCAGCGCGGAUGUGGACGGUUAUCUCCUCGUACACGCGUGUAGAUCUGGAAGAUGUCUGCGGUCCUUACGAGUCGUCGAUCGGCGCGAGUCGCCGGCCGUCACGAAGCUCGCUAUUUUGGAUGUCGACGCUUCCGUCGUCGUCGCGGCGUCCACGACGCUAGCCUUGUGGUCGCUGAACGGCGGGCGUCGUUGUGUAGUGACGACGCCGUCUCCAAUCACAAGUUUGGCAACAACGCGCGCGGGCUCGGCCGUCGUCUGUGGCUCGUUGGACGGCCAGCUCACGGUGCGGCGCGCCGUCGACCUCGCGGCGGUGCACACCAUCGACUUAUCGACGCACGGCGCGCCCCUAUCACUAGCCUUCGGCCCCGACGACCGGCACCUCUUCGCGGCGACGGCCGGCGGCCGCGUCGUCGUCUGCUCGGACCCGCGGUCUAGAUUGCUGCAGCUGGACGCGGCCCUGUCGAACGCGGUGGGGCUGGAUACGGGACUGUUCGCGUUUUGAUGUUUGUGUAAGUUCUUAUGUUCAGA